Messenger RNA from Ricinus communis (castor bean), 1944 nucleotides. RefSeq lists its product as uncharacterized. The record is from RefSeq and is a predicted model, not a curated record. Lineage: Eukaryota; Viridiplantae; Streptophyta; Magnoliopsida; Malpighiales; Euphorbiaceae. Gene Ontology annotation, molecular function: zinc ion binding; nucleic acid binding. The transcript is spliced from 5 exons. Bases 142 to 1581 code for a protein of 479 amino acids.
ACUACAUAGUAUUAAAAUAACACAGUAUUAAAAAGAAAUGUUCUUUAUUGCUUGGGAAUGUUGGUCUUCAGCUUGAGCUGUUUUCUAAUGGAAAUUUAGCCCAAGAAAUCCUCUUUGAGAGAUUUCUAAAGAAACUGCAACAUGGGUCUAAUGGGUCUUCUCUUCAAGGUUGCAGUGGAGUGCUUUGAUGUUCUUGCAUGGCCUCUCUUUGCAUUGGGCUAUCCUUUAUAUGCUUCUGUUCAAGCAAUUGAGAGUAAUUCAAAGUCGGACACCCGGAAGCUGAUCACUUAUUGGGUCUGCUUUUCCUUGCUUUUGCUGCUUGAACAUGCUUUGGCCAAGCAACUAAACUGGUUGUCCUAUUGGCUUUACAUUAAGCUAACAAUUGUCGGCUGCUUGGUUGUACCUCGUUUUGAUGGAUCCUUUUAUGUCUAUAAACACAUUGUUCAUCCAUACCUUUCUAUGGAUCCACACGUUGUCCUCAACUGGUUCAUCAAGCUGAAGCAAUUCUUGAACCAAGAUAACCUUCUAGUCGAGGUGAAGAGUGAAUCAAAAGAAACUGCACCUGAUGCUUUGGUGAAUCUUGCUGGUUCUUUUACAGCUUUCAAGGGAAGACAAAUAGAACCUGACUUUGGUCUGUCAAGAAACAGACCAUCUGUGGAGAUCAAAGAAAUGACAUAUGCAACAAUAUCAGGUAGAGAUUUCGACAUACUACCUUCUAAGAAAGUUCAAAAGGAAUGGACUUGUGCUGUCUGUCAGAUCACAACUACAAGUGAGACAGACCUCAUUUUACAUCUUCAAGGAAGGCAACAUGAGAAUGCUUGUGAGAAGCUGAAUUCUAAGAACCAGGCAUCCAAUGCCAAGACUCCUGCUUCAGCGAAAACAAAUGUACUUCUGGAUAGUAAAGAAAUGGGAAUCUCAACCAUAGCAGGUAGUGAUACUCCUGACAAACAACAUCUGAAGGGUGUCCAAAAGAUGUUGAUUUGUUCUGUAUGUCAAGAAACAGCCACAAGUGUGACAGACUUUAUUUCUCAUCUUCGAGGAAACCGGCAUGUGGAUGCUUGUGGAAAGCCGAAAGCCAAGGAACAGACAUUGAAAAGCAAUGUCUCCCUUUCUUCCGCAUCAACUAAUUCACCUUCUGAUCCUGGUUGCAAUCUUCCUAACAUACUGCAAUCUAAUAGCACUCAAUCACCAUGGACUUGUGCUAUUUGUGAAGUAAUAACCACAAGGAAGAUGGACCUCAUUUCGCAUUUUCAGGGAAAGCGGCAUGAGGAUGCUCUAGAUAAGCUGAAAGUCAAGAUUGAGACAUCAAGAAGAAAUAUUUUCCCUGCUACAAUGGAAACAUCUGCUCCUCCAGAGAACAAAGGAAUGGCAGGUAGCAAUCAUCCUGAUGAACUACAUGGUAAGAAUUUUCAACAGCCUUGGACUUGUGGUAUUUGUGAGGUAACAGUCCAAGGCGAGGCAACCAUUCUUUCACAUCUUCAAGGAAGGCGACAUGUGAAUGCUUGUGAGAAGCUGAAAACCCCAGUACAGACACCGAAAAGGGCUAUUUCCCCUGUUUCAAUUGGAAAUCAAUCUAAUUAAUGGGAAGAGGCCGAGAAGUAUAUAUCAGGCAAUGUGUCUUCACCAAAAAGACUUGCAAGGAGAGGAAAGAAGAAUGGUAAGCAAGAGGACAUAAAGAGCAGAAUUAUUGAAAUUAGAAAUUCUCUCUGGUGGUGUACCCUUUGUGAUAUAAGCUGUAAUAGUGAGGGAGACAUGGAGUGUCACCUUAACGGUAGCAAGCACUUGGCUAGAACUCAAGAACUUGAUGGUGUUGGAGGCAGUUGGGAGGCUUGAGUUUGUUUCAUUUUACAGGACUGUAUGUAUACAUAUAUGGAUAUGGAUUUGUGGGAUUCUUCUAAAGAGUUUGACUAAUUAUAUAAAUCCAUAUCAAGUGUAAUUUAAUAA